Molecule: messenger RNA, 1745 nt
Organism: Ipomoea triloba (trilobed morning glory)
Lineage: Eukaryota; Viridiplantae; Streptophyta; Magnoliopsida; Solanales; Convolvulaceae
Product: BRAP2 RING ZnF UBP domain-containing protein 2
Exons: 12
Coding region: 38-1471 (477 amino acids)
Biological process (GO): protein ubiquitination; Ras protein signal transduction
Cellular component (GO): cytoplasm
Molecular function (GO): ubiquitin protein ligase activity; zinc ion binding
Source: RefSeq, a predicted model, not a curated record
CGGGAAAUCUGUCUUCUGCAGGUUCUUUGCGAAAAUCAUGUCGGAAUCCACCUCAACUAGUUCCAUCUCAAUCGCCGGUGUUUCUUCCGAUGAUCGAUUUCGGCCGGUGAACACCAUGGCCUCCGGCGACUCUUCCACAUCUACUUCUAGCAUCACUCAGGCUUUCCAUUUUUCUUCUGGAAAUCCUCGUAUCGAAGAGACCAGGGGCGUGAUGCAUCUCUUCCGGAAUGACGUCGCCUCAUCGUCCCCCGAAUUGCCUGCUGAAAGAAAACCUCUUCUCUGUGUGCUUGGGGUACCCAAUCACAUGACUUAUUCAGAUUUUUGUCAGUUUUGUGGUUCAUUUGUGCAACAUAUGCUGGAAAUGCGAAUUGUCAGAAACGAAGGAAUGGAAGAUCGAUAUAGUAUUUUGAUCAGGUUUGAUGAGCAAAAAUCUGCAGACUCUUUCUACAAACAUUUUAGUGGCAGACGUUUCUCAUCUCUUGAGGAAGAAACUUGCCAUGUGCUUUUCACGGGUGAUGUGCAUUACACUGGUUCUAUUGAACGCUUGCAGACUUCUGCCCCAAGCUCUACAGAACAGCCUUCAUGUCCAGUCUGUCUUGAGCGGCUUGACCAGGACACUAGUGGGAUUCUGACUACAAUUUGCAAUCAUUCUUUUCAUUGUUCUUGUAUUUCAAAAUGGACAGAUUCUUCUUGCCCGGUAUGUCGAUAUUGCCAGCAGCAGCCUGAGAAAUCGGUUUGUAUUGUUUGUCAAACGUCAGAGAAUCUCUGGAUGUGUGUCAUAUGUGGUUUUGUUGGUUGUGGAAGAUAUAAAGAUGAACAUGCUAAGAGGCACUGGAAAGAAACACAACAUUGCUAUGCGCUUGAAUUGGAAACAAGACGUGUCUGGGACUAUUCUGGAGACAACUAUGUUCACAGAUUAAUUCAAUCUAAAACUGAUGGGAAGUUGGUUGAGUUGAACCAUCACUGUGUACACUCUAAUGAAGGUUAUAAUUGUGAAUGUGGUGUUGAUCCUGAAUUUAGUGAAGCUCUUGAAAACAACAAAGUUGAAGCUAUUGUGAAUGAGUAUAAUGAGCUCCUGACAGCACAACUUGAGAACCAGAAAAUGUACUUUGACUCCUUGCUACAAGAGGCUGAAGAAGAAAAUAAAAGGCAAGCUUCUGAAGCUGUUCAGAAAGCUCUAAUUCAGAAUCCUAGGAUGGUUAAGUUGCGUGCUCGGUUUGACAAAUGCACUGAAGAGAAGAAAUUUCAGGAUGAUAUCUAUGACAAUCUUUUGAGAAACCAGAAAAUAUGGGAAACCAAGAUUGUGGAAAUUGAAGAAAGGGAAAGCAAGGUCUUGAAGCUGAAGGACGAGAGGAUAAAGCAGUUGGAGGAAGAGCUUAUGAGUCUAAUGACAUGCUUAGAGUUCGAAGGAACGAACACAGCAUCACAAGCACCCGAUAAAACUGGAAACAGCGACAGCUUAAUCAAGUAGGAUGCUCCUCAGAAAAUGGAGAAAGAGACCAGCAGGAGGUGUUGUCUGGUACAUGGAGUUCACCAACUGGCCUAUGAAUUUCAGAUUCAGGGUUGUAUCAGUGUCAUGAAAUGAACAUAACAAAAAUGUGAUGGCACAUAACAUUACAAGAAUGAAUAUUUGUUUUGUAGCAAUGUGCAUUCAUCAUGGCUGUGAUGAAUGAUUAACUCAAGUAUGAUGAACAUACCUUUCGGUCUUUUAGAGUAUAUGGAUUUUGAUUAAAAUUUGCAUUGCA